Molecule: messenger RNA, 1014 nt
Organism: Panicum virgatum (switchgrass)
Lineage: Eukaryota; Viridiplantae; Streptophyta; Magnoliopsida; Poales; Poaceae
Product: LOB domain-containing protein 24-like
Exons: 3
Coding region: 334-909 (191 amino acids)
Source: RefSeq, a predicted model, not a curated record
UUCACCUAUGACACGUGGGUCCUCCCUCCCCUUCCCCAACCCAGACCCCUCAGCUCCCCACGACCCCCCCUCCUCCGCUCGCCGGCGUCCGCCCGCCCGCCCGCUCGCGGCUGGAUGGACCCGCCUUUCGUGUUCCCAUCGAGCCUGCGGGAUCUGGAGCGGGACACCGACGGCGACGACGAGCCUUCGCUCCGGCCGCAGGACACCGUCGCCGUCGCCGCCCUCCGCGCCGCCGACCUCGAGGAGUUCGUCAAGGCCAGUAUCUUCGCUGGAUCCUCGAAAUCUCUCAGAAAAUCUUCUCCUCCUCUCUGCAAAGAAAUCUCCCGCUAGAUCAUGUCGGCGAGCUCGAACAUGGAAGCUGCUGCUGCUGCCACCCCGGGCAUCAGGCGGUGCGCCGCGUGCAAGAACCAGCGCAGGAGGUGCUCCCAGGACUGCAUCCUCGCUCCCUACUUCCCGGCAUCGGAUCCCCAGAGAUACGCCUGCGUGCAGAGGGUCUUUGGCGCCAGCAACGUCGCAAGAAUGCUCCAGAACCUCCCAAUCCACGAGCGCGGCAAGGCAGCGGACGCGAUGGCGGUGGAGGCGCACCGGCGGGUGCAGGACCCGGUGUACGGCUGCGCGGGGGUCGUCGGCCGCCUCCAGGGGGAGAUCAGAGCCGUGCAGUGCGAGCUGGCCAGGACCCAGGCCCAGAUCGCCGUGCACGCUGCCGCGGCGGCUCGCGCGCGGCCGGCGGUGGGCGCCGCCCAGCUGAACGCGCCGGCACAGGCCGCUCUGUCGCAGCAGCAGCAGCAGCAGCAGCAGGGCGAUGCGCUGGCGAUGCAGCAGGAUCCGUUCCAAGGGUUGGAUGCCCUGCUUGUCGAUGAUUACCGCGUGGAUGUUAAUCCGGUUGAUGAUGAGAUGAACACUGACUAGGGCUGCAUCUGAAAUGAUCCAGUGCUCCAGCUCAUAAGAAACUGAAAUACUAUAGUUUUCAUCAAGUCUAAUAAUAUAAAGUACUCCCUGCUAAUUUUGUUCUCA